GCGGGGCGGUGGAGUUUGGGGAGUUUCUGUUGGUUUCGGGAGUUUCUGAAGUUCUAAUCCGAGCUCGGGAUUGGUCGGAUCAGAUAAACGACGGAACAGCGUUCCUGCUGCUGCGAAAGGCUACUGUCGCACAAUUAUCUGCUGCUAGUUUUCAGUGUCAUUUAGCGUCAUAGCGUGGCAAAUUCUCGUGUAUGUUUGAGAAAUGUGCCGUGUUAUCACAGUUCCUCACUGCUGUGCGGCGUAGAAUGAGAAAAGCGAGCCGGAGUCGUGGUGGGGAGAGCAGCGUAGUUGCAGAAAGACUGGCAGACUACAAGGGCUCGACGGGUGGCCUGAACAACCAUCAGGGGUUUGAGUGCGACGGCGACGGCGAGAUCGAAAUCGCUUCAAUCGUGAACGGGACGACCACGAUGGCGACCGGCUCUACUGCUACCGCCCCCAGCGUCACCACGCAGCUUCCUUUGGACCUGCAGCCAACGGAGAAGAAACUUUCAACAGCUGGCCUAGACGGCACCAAACCUAAGGUGGUGACUGUCAAACACCCCGAGUCAAAACAUCCCAAGCCGACGGUGAAAAAAUGCAGGCCUUUGCAAGCGGAUCUCGACUGUUGCAAAGAGUUCCUCAAAAACAAAGAGGAGGGAGAAUUGCGACUUGAUCUCAGUAAGUCUAACAUAACUAUGUUACCACCUACUGUGAGGGAGUUGACUCAUCUUGCCGAGUUGUAUUUAUAUGGUAACAAGCUGUCAACACUACCAUCGGAAAUUGGCAGCCUGUCUAAUCUUCGCACUCUAGCUCUUAGUGAAAACUCCUUGACUAGUUUACCUGAAUCUCUAUCAAAUCUGAAAAGUUUAAGGGUUUUGGACCUUCGUCACAACAAGCUGAAUGAGAUCCCCGAUGUUGUGUAUCAGUUACACUCCUUAACAACUCUAUUUCUUCGGUUCAAUCGCAUCAAAGUUGUUGGUGAUGACAUUUGUCAUUUAACAAACCUCACCAUGCUCUCAUUACGAGAAAACAAAAUCAAAGAGCUACCUGCUGGGAUUGGUACUCUAGUCAAUCUUGUAACAUUUGAUGUAUCGCAUAACCACCUUGAACACUUGCCUGAAGAGAUUGGCAAAUGUAUGAUGUUACUCACUCUUGAUUUACAACAUAAUGAACUACUGGACAUCCCAGACAGCAUUGGAGAGCUAAGCCAGCUUCAGCGACUUGGGUUGAGAUACAACCGUCUAAAUGGUGUUCCGCAGACCCUCAGCAAUUGCAAGCAUAUGGAUGAAUUCAAUGUGGAGGGAAAUGCCAUCUCAGUUCUACCGGAAGGCCUUCUUUCCAGUCUGUCUGAGUUAACAACAAUCACAUUGUCAAGAAAUAAUUUUACUGCUUACCCAUCUGGAGGACCUGCACAGUUUACUAGUGUUCAAUCAAUCAACUUGGAGCAUAAUCAAAUUGAUAAAAUUCCGUAUGGCAUUUUUUCUCGUGCAAGAAAUCUCACCAAGCUUAUCAUGAAAGAAAACCAGCUGACGGCCCUACCUUUGGACAUGGGAACAUGGUUGAAUAUGGUUGAACUAAAUCUUGGAACCAAUCAGCUAACGAAGCUACCUGAAGAUAUACAGAAUUUACAGAACUUGGAAGUUUUAAUUUUGUCAAACAAUCUCCUGCGUAGAUUACCUGCCAGCAUUGGAAGUUUGCGCAAACUCAGAGUGCUUGAUUUAGAAGAAAACAAGAUUGAAACAUUACCUAAUGAGAUUGGAUAUCUGCGUGAACUGCAGAAGUUGGUUGUACAAUCCAACCAAGUCUCAAUCCUACCCCGAGCUAUUGGCCACCUUGUCAACUUGACAUACCUAAGUGUUGGUGAGAACAAUUUAAUCCAGUUACCUGAAGAGAUAGGAAGUUUGGAGCAGUUGGAACAAUUGUACAUAAAUGACAAUGCUAAUUUGCACAAUCUUCCAUUUGAACUAGCAUUAUGUUCCAGCCUUCAGAUCAUGAGUAUUGAAAACUGUCCCCUUUCACAAAUUCCUGCCGACAUUGUCAGUAAAGGACCUUCAUUAGUGAUACAGUACCUCAAAUUGCAAGGCCCGUACCGUGCCAUGUGAGACUACUGUAUCCGUUGACAAUGUGCUCAAUGUCGUCAGCAUUUCUUUGCACUCAAUUUGGCCUGUUCCAUCCAUAGCUGCAACUUGUUUUUAAAUCCUUAAAAAAAUUCCUUUUUAAUAUUUUUAACUGAAUCAGUUAUUUCAGAAGUUUCAUCAUUCACGUGCUUGCAAAAUAUUUAUUGUUGCAUCUUGCUUGUUGUUUACUGCACUUGUAAAUUUAAAGUCAAAUCUACUCAGGUAUUCAUUUAGGCUCCUUAGUUAUUAUCAUUUCUUAUUGUGAAUUAAUUUUUCUUGCCCUCUUGUGUUUUAUGAGAUGUCACCAAGGCAAUCAAUUUUAUCUUACAGAUUUUCAAUAGAUUAUUGUGAAAUACUUUCUGUCCCCAAGUUAAUGUUCUUUAUUUAAUUUUUUUCCUUGUCAAGAAGGUUAAAUAUGACUUUUUUAAAAAAAACUAGAAGCAGUCAUCAGUUUACUUCAGGUACUGCCUGUAUUAAGCUGCUAUAGUUAUUCCUUUUAUCCCUCUGUUAAUUUUAAGCAUUGCUUUCGGAUGUUCUCAGCCUAUUACUACUAUUAAUAACUAAUGAAAAUGUAUUUUGUUGGUGCUCAAAGCAUUGAGAUUUACGGUCGGCAUGUAUAGUCCUAAUAUUACAAUUUUUUAAGUAAUCAAUCUAAUACACUCAGAGCAGUAUAUUGCCUGUUAGCAUUUAUGUUGGUAAACUAUUAUUCUACAAGUAAUAUUUCUUACCAGUUUGAAAAGAUUUGGCAUCACAUCCCAAGAAGUUUAUUGUUUUACUAGUCGACACUUUGUCCAGGAGGCACUUGUUGGGAGGGGAGAGAGGUGUGUAGGUAGCCCCUACUAGUGAGUCUUUUAUAAUUUGUAUCUGAUAGAAAAAAAAUUAAACUGAAAGGUCGUACAAAACAAUUGAAUAAAUUUAAAAUUGAAUGUUGGAAAACACAAGCGGUUCUCUGUGGGUAUUACAUUACAUAUGUUACUCAAAGUGAUGAAAAUUGUGUCUUAAUAUUCUUCUAGACUUUAAUUCAUGUUAAUCUGGUCAGUACACCUUAAAACAUAUUUAUUCUUAUUUAGUCAUAUUGUAUUAAUGGCUUUCAAUGUCAUCUUAAUGUGUGUUAGUUAUGGAAUUAGCAUCAAUGCUGUAGCCAAAGUGUGAGGCCUACUGAUUUGAAAUGCCAAAAAUUAUUUAAAAAACUCUCUUAAAUCAUGAAAUUGUUUUAGUAUAUAUAUUUGGUGUAAUAAGGUAGCCUUGUUUGACUUUUUAGUUGGAAAGUGCCAAAUCUGUGUAUAUUUGGAACUAUUGUUACGGCCUGAAUAACCCCGAGGUAGAGUGUCAGUAAGACACAUUGAAAUUAUUACUCUAGCACAUGUACCAAUAUUAAUUAUGAUAUGAUGCUUUGUUUCAGUUCAUGGAUAAUUAAAUGACCUGGAAACUUAAUCUUUUAGCAUUUUUGGUAGAUGUCACCAAAACUAAUUUUAUUUUUUAUGGAAUAGUUGGCAUUAGACUCUUGGGCCCCAGACUUUGCAUUCAGAUAGCCAGGUUGACAUUCAAUGAGCACUUUCAGCCAUACACUAUUGCCAUGUUGAACUGGAACCUAUAGUAGCCUUGCUGAAUGUAGUAUACGAUCUACCCUGUUUAUUUAUAUCUUACCUUUAAUUCUUCACACAGUUAACUUGGCCAUACUUUUUGCAGAAAGUCAUUAAAGUUGGAUAAGCAGUCUACCCUGUUACUAGGUGACAUUUUUCGAAGAAAUUUUUAUUUUGAAGUUAUUUGAUCAAUGUAUUGUGAAUGUAUUAAUGUAUGUGUGUGCUUUCAAGAAAUCAGUUCCUUUAGGCUUAAUUUUUUUUACUUGUUCGAACUCAGUUGUCUUGUGGGUUCCUAGAGAUGUGGAGCAGCUGUGCUUUUAUUUUUGUGUUGUCUUUGGAUUGGUGGGUGAAAGAACAUACUGUAACUGCCUUUCACAAGUCAAAAGUUCAUUUGACUUCCUGGUUUCUUCACGUAAGUAGGGUGUAAUAGAGUAUCAACAAAACAAGGUCUUAAUUUGGUUUUUCCAUCAGCGUGUCUGAAAAAACGUCUAAUAACAAUGUUUUGUUGCUACUCCAUUAGGCCCUUAUUACAUGGUUCCUUAAGUUCUUCCUUUAGACGAUGCAUUUAUAUUAAGUGUUGGGCCAAGGUUUUCUUGACAAGUGCUACUGCUUUGUUAAUAAAUUGCAGGAUAGUGGUGUAUCCAAUCUAGUUUAUACAGUCUUCGUGGCUGAGUGGGAAGUGAAUGAAUUUUUCCUUUUGUUUGUGCCAGCUCUAUGGCUGGCUAGCAUUUUGCCUCAGACAAGCAUCUGAAUAGCCCAUUACCAUGCUGUAUAAAUUAUGCAUUCCUGCAAACAGUAAAUGUAAGAUACUAUACGCAUGCCUCAUAGAAAAACAAAACAAGCGUCUUAAAAUUUCUAUUUUUGGUCGCUUUGUUUCAAAUUGUGUGCCUCGUGUUACUCCCAAUGUAGUGGGUGAUAUAUGUUUUGCCUAAAGUAGCUUUACUUUAGAUAUAUUUCCACAUUUUAAUACUUGAACUGAUGCACAAGUGUGAUUUAUGUUUGAAUGAAUGAAUUUUGAAGACUGUAUGUGUACUCUUUGCCAUUGUAUUUUUGAGGAUUUGUUGGUUCAUCACAGGUAAUGCUGAUAGGAAAAUUUAAACUGCCUUGUCAGCUUACAGUUCUGAAGCUUGUGCUUUUUAAUACUGCCAUAAUUUUGGAGAAAGUGCAGAAAUUAUGUGGUGCAAAAUCUAAUGUAGUUAUACAACUACUAAGUCACAACGUUGAAGCUAAAAUCCAACAAUGAAGGCAGCAUUUGCAAGUUCCUGUUGUGCCAUGUAUGCUUGUUGGUGUUUUUCAUGCAUAGUUUGUCAGAAGAAAAAUGAGGGUGGUAGGGAUCUUAUGUUGUAAGUUCUAGGAAAGUAUUAUAGACUGAAAGACAAAUUGUAAUUUCAUUGCUUUCUUGUACCGUAAUUGUAUUUUUCUUAGAAAGUGAAAUAUGUUUAAAAUUUGUCAGGUUGCUUGAGACUAGAUCUUUCCACUAAAUGAUACCUGUCAUUCGGAAGGUAUGUUCCCACUAUUUCCCUCUGGGAAAGAGAACAUACACUAAGAAUUGAACAACAUUAAGCAACACUUUGUGUUUCUUUUUCUCUGUGUAGUCUUGUUAUUGGACAUGGUUGGUGUGUGUGAGAUCUGUAUUACAUACGUUACUGUUUAUGUCUUUUGAAACCCAUUGUGAUGUGAUGAUAAAAUUGGUCAUGCCAUUUAAUUGUGGAAUAGAUUGUAAUCAAAUGCUAACAAAAUUUAGUGACAGAGUUUUGUAGAUAAAAUUGAUUUAGUCAGACAUGUGUCUCUUCAACGUGAUCUCUCUGUGUGUGUGUUUGUGUUUCCUUUAUGGGAUCUGCCUUGUCCCCUAGCAUAGUAUUGUAUGGUUGUCCAUUUUCAUGUCUUAUCAGUAUACAUUGCCCCUUCUGUGCAACAUGAUCAAAGGAAAUUAUUGGACAUCAAUUCAUCGCUCUGGACUAUACUUAAAUGCUCAUAUGAAGGCCUAUUUUAUUUUCUGCAAAUGGUUAAGAGCACGCUGGAUGUGCUUGAAUUGUUAAAUGGCUUCAAAAUCAGCCUUGUGACUUGAUAGAUUAAGAGAAAUAUUUUUAAAGCUUUAAAUGGUGAUAUUUUGUGAAUUUUUUCUGUUAAAAGACAUUUGUGAGGAAAUUGUAUCCCUCAAUCCGUGGAUUUAUGAAUUUUAAUCCAGUACAUUUGUUUACAUCCUUUUGUUACAAAAAAUGAUUAUAUCUUUUUAUCCACGUUUACUGAAGGUACCCAAUUCAUUGCAUAUAGUAUUAUGUAUGUUUAUAGCUAUAUCAAUGGUUAAAUUGAUUUGAUUGUUGGUGCAAAUGUUGUUAUAUAUCCGUGUUUCAUUUUAAGUAUGUUGCAAAAAGUAGCUUUUAUUCAGUGAUAAAUGUUAACAAGCAUCUUCUUUCCUCCAGUACAUUUUCAGUGUAAACAAUUGUGAAUAAUUCCAUCUUUAAGUCUUUCAAAUAAUUAAAAAUUUGUGGCGUUAAAGAUUCAACCAAAAAAAAGAAGAAUUCUUUUUAUAAAAACAUUGCUUUGUUUGUACCUGAUGAGUACUUGUACUUGAAGAAGAAUGGCCCUAGCUUACUGGAUUCUCCUUUUAUUUAUUUAAUUUUUCAAAUAUUGCUUAACAGAAAUAGUGUUGAUAAUUGUUUCUAAAUUAUUAACAUUCUAGCUUUGGUAUUGAGACUCGGUGUACAGAGCCGCUUCCUUCUGUCAGUUGAAACUCCACACUAUCCACCUCUGGAAUAGCAGAUAAGGAACCAUAUUUCUCUGAAACUCAAUUAAAAUUGUGCUGAUGUACAAUAUGACAAUAAAAACUGUGAUGGGAAAGAAGAGUCAAGAAAGUAGUGUGACUGUGUAAGUUAUUUACUGCUGGAGACUUUUUUUCUUUUCUUCCUUCUUACAGCUUCAUGUUACUUUCAUGCCAACUUGAUUUAACUCUGGUAAUUAUGUCUCAAAAUUUUAAACUCAGUGUCUUUAUCCUAUGCUUCUAUUUAUGUGUUUUAUUAAUUGUAGUAUUGACACUUAAUUUUGAUUGAAGUAUAUGUGUUCAGAGAAAGAAAAGCAAAACAAACAAAUUUGUGUGUUCUGUAUAUUUCGUCUCAGUGUUGGACACCUUUGUAGUGGUGUUAAUUGAGGCAUAUCAUUCUGAAGGCUGGUGUAGAAGUUCAAAAUACAUGAAUUAUUGUGAACAACUUGAUGCGCACUAAACACUAUGUCUUUCUGGUCAGAUCUUGCAUUUACCUACAUGCAGAAUGUACAUAAAUGUACACUGUGAUGUAAAAACCAUUAUUGCUGUGUGCGCCCAGAUGAGAUUGCAGCAUUAAAUUCAAUUUAGGAAAGGGCAUCAGAUUAGAUCCUUAAGUGAGAUUGAGAAUAGUAAAUGCCCUUCAUGUUGUGUUAGCCCCACCAUUCUUCUUAUGUCUCAGGGCUGAUGCUUAAGGCCUAUUGUGUACUAUUUCAUUUCCAUCAAUCGGCACUAAUUGAAUGCGACACGUAUCAAUUUCUCCUGUAACCAGGAAAAAUAAAAGUGUGACAUCCUAAA
Thrips palmi is the source of this 7235-nucleotide messenger RNA. RefSeq names its product leucine-rich repeat protein soc-2 homolog. Gene Ontology annotation, molecular function: protein binding. The coding region runs from base 192 to 2081 and encodes 629 amino acids. The record is from RefSeq and is a predicted model, not a curated record. The transcript has a single exon. Lineage: Eukaryota; Metazoa; Arthropoda; Insecta; Thysanoptera; Thripidae.